CCACCAAAGAAAAAAGUUCCAGCUUCCUCAUCACCAACUAUCAUCCCUCUAUUAUUGGAGAGAGGCUCCCGAUCGAACCCUAUACCCCAUCAACAAAAUGCCACCUACAACUGCACUGUGCACCUCAUGUCUCAGAACUACGUUGAGACCGACUACUCUAUCCUCCCGCGUACUGCGCAGCUCAUCGCGAGCCUAUCGCAUGACCGCCGCCACUCCUUCGCAAACGCUUUACCUGGACUUUCUUGCACCUUCAGCAACCCGCACAUCUCCUAAGACACUUCCUCGAACCCCGUAUCCGCAGACAUGGCACCGGAACUACGCUGUGGCAGCCGCCGCUCCCGAACAGUCUUCGUCUUCCUCAGUACCGUAUAACGCCCCAACGCGCGCCAUUCUCAAUCCCAGGACAGCGGAGGAUGGAACGCCAAUGUCAAUCUCCAUCUCUCCGCGCGCCGUCAACCGCCUCUCCGCAAUCGCCGCCAGCGAUCAGAACCCCGAUACCGCGCUUAGGGUAACAGUCGAAUCUGGCGGCUGUCACGGCUUUCAGUACUUGAUGUCGUUGACAGAUCUAUCUACUUCACCAGCAGCGGAGGAUGAUACCGUAUUCGAAGGGGACAAAGGAGCAAAAGUGGUGAUUGAUGAAUCUAGUUUGGAGCUACUGAAUGGAAGUACCGUGGAUUAUACUAUGGAGUUGAUCGGUAGUCAGUUCAAGGUCACGGGGAUCCCCGGAGCUACGAGCAGUUGCGGAUGCGGAACAAGUUUCGAUAUACAAUUGUAAGCGACUAUACUACAGACAACCAACUAUCAUUUCUGAAAUCGGUUAUAUCUGAAAUUAAUACUUGGAUAAUAUCUGGAUAUCUUGAUGUAUCGGAGCCGGUUACCUUUUCAUAUUGAGGUCUUGUCUUUCUCGUUGAAGAGCAUGGACAUGACGGUGAUGGCCAAUUUAAACAAGCAUGGACGUAUCCAAUGUACCAUACUUUCUUACUCACGGGGCGAGGAGAAGGUCACAACAUUAACGUAGAGCAAAUGUAAAGGAUUAAAAGAACAUAACUUCGACU
Aaosphaeria arxii CBS 175.79 is the source of this 1055-nucleotide messenger RNA. RefSeq lists its product as uncharacterized. The transcript has a single exon. Bases 98 to 775 code for a protein of 225 amino acids. Gene Ontology annotation, biological process: iron-sulfur cluster assembly. Gene Ontology annotation, molecular function: 4 iron, 4 sulfur cluster binding; 2 iron, 2 sulfur cluster binding; iron ion binding. NCBI's taxonomy places the organism in Eukaryota, Fungi, Ascomycota, Dothideomycetes, Pleosporales. Gene Ontology annotation, cellular component: mitochondrion. The record is from RefSeq and is a predicted model, not a curated record.